GAAACUGUCGAAGAGGGAGCUUAUGGAGAAAUCGAAAAGUUAAUUCAUCGAUUUGUUUUGCAGGAAUCUUUUAUUAAGAAGCUUGAAUCGAUAUUUGAUACCGAUUAUGACAAAAUCGAAUCAAAGAUCUUUGAUGAGACAAUUGUUAAAGGGAAUAACCAGACAGAGGAGGCAAGGUUCAACUUCUUUGUAUGGUACACACUCUUAGAUUUCAAUGCAAACUUUAAAUACAGAUUACCAAGAUACGAAUGGAUUGAGAAAAAUGUCACUUUAAUAAAAGAGGCUAAUAACAUGUUUUUAGAUAAUAUCAGUCCGCGAAAGAUGGAUUUGCUUGUUUUACGUUUGUCAGAUGGAAUGGAAAUUUUGAGCACAGAAAUUUCAG
Molecule: messenger RNA, 382 nt
Organism: Funneliformis caledonium
Lineage: Eukaryota; Fungi; Glomeromycota; Glomeromycetes; Glomerales; Glomeraceae
Source: the annotation of a GenBank genome assembly